Nelumbo nucifera (sacred lotus) is the source of this 2131-nucleotide messenger RNA. Its product is annotated as beta-glucosidase 40-like. Gene Ontology annotation, biological process: carbohydrate metabolic process. Gene Ontology annotation, molecular function: beta-glucosidase activity. Lineage: Eukaryota; Viridiplantae; Streptophyta; Magnoliopsida; Proteales; Nelumbonaceae. The record is from RefSeq and is a predicted model, not a curated record.
UGGUCGCAGAUAAUGUUUCUCGUUAUUGUCGAUCCAUCGCCCGUUCGAACACUGUUCGAAUUGUUUGAGCGGACUUUGCAUCGACUGAAUCCCAAUCCCGCAUCAAAGUUUUUUGGACAACAACAUCCAAAUUCCAAACAGGCCAGAAAAUAUGUGUGAAAGGAGAAAUCGCCUUCAAUGAUUCUUCACUUUUAUCAAUCACUAGCGCCACUACCGUCACCUUCGGUUUCUUCAACAACCCAAUUCUCGAGGUCCCCACCACUCCAUCCCUCCAAAUUCUGGGCUGUCUGCUUCUAUAAAUCCAGAUCACUCCAGCCGUAACACCAUACUUUCACGAUAACCCUCUCUCUCUCUCUCUCUCUCUCUCUCUCUCUCUCUCUCUCUCUCUCACAGAAGAUAUGGGUUUCUCAUUGGGAGAAGGCAUUGUUUUUGCCUUCCUUCUACUGGGUUUAGAGAUUCAGAGCGGUUAUUGUUCACAGGUUACCCAGAUUAACAGAGCAAGUUUUCCAAAAGGUUUCGUUUUUGGCACUGCUUCUUCAGCUUACCAGUACGAAGGAGCCGUGGAGGAGGAUGGCAGAGGAAAAACCGUGUGGGACACUUUUGCCCAUUCAUUCGGUAAAAUAGCUGAUUUCAGCAAUGCAGAUGUUGCAGUUGAUCAGUACCAUCGCUUUAACGAGGAUAUACAGCUUAUGAAAGAUAUGGGAAUGGAUGUUUAUCGCUUUUCCAUCGCUUGGUCUCGGAUCUUCCCAAACGGGAGUGGAGAAAUAAACCAGGCCGGAGUCGACCAUUAUAAUAAUCUCAUCAACGCCUUGCUAGCCAAAGGAAUUGAACCAUAUAUAACCCUUUAUCACUGGGACCUUCCCCAAGCCUUGGCUGACAAAUACAAGGGAUGGCUCGACCCCCAAAUCAUAAAGGAUUUUACGGUAUACGCAGAGACAUGCUUUCAGAAGUUCGGGGACCGAGUGAAGCAUUGGAUUACUUUCAAUGAGCCACACACAUUUGCCAUCCAAGGCUAUGAUGUGGGUCUCCAGGCACCGGGGCGGUGCUCAAUUCUUCUUCGGCUCUUCUGUCGAGCCGGCAACUCAGCAACCGAGCCCUACAUUGUUGGCCACCACGUUCUCCUUUCUCAUGCAACCGUGGCUGACAUCUACCGCAAGAAAUACAAGCAAAAACAACAUGGUUCAGUGGGGAUAGCGUUCGAUGUUAUGUGGUUCGAACCGAUGACAGACUCUGCCAAGGACAUUGAAGCAGCACAGAGAGCUCAAGAUUUUCAGUUUGGCUGGUUUAUGGAACCACUGUUUUAUGGGGAAUAUCCAAGCUCAAUGAGGAGUAGAGUUGGAAGCCGGUUGCCAAUAUUUUCUAAAGCUGAGGCUGCAUUAGUUAAAGGGUCUUUGGACUUUGUGGGUAUAAAUCACUACACCACGUAUUACGCUAAAGACAACUCAACUAAUAUAGUCGGUUUUGUACUGAACGACUCCUUGGCAGAUUCUGGUGCUAUUACACUUCCAUGGAAGUCUGGGAAAGCAAUAGGAGACCGGGCAUCUUCUGUAUGGUUGUACAUUGUGCCAGAGGGAAUCAGAAAAUUGAUGAACUACAUCAAGAUAAAGUAUGGAAAUCCUACUGUCAUUAUCACUGAAAAUGGGAUGGACGAUGCAAAUAAUCCCUUAAUCUCCAUCAAAGAUGCUCUUAAGGAUGAGAAAAGGAUCAAAUAUCACAACGACUACCUCACAAACUUGCUUGCUUCUAUUAAGGAAGAUGGGUGUAAUGUGAAAGGAUAUUUUGUGUGGUCGCUAUUGGAUAAUUGGGAAUGGACAGCAGGCUACAAAUCUAGGUUUGGUGUCUAUUUUGUGGACUACAAGGACAAUCUCAAGCGAUACCCCAAAGAUUCUGUUCAGUGGUUCAAAAGUUUCUUAACGUCCACUUAAAGUGACAAGGGAACCAGGGGACCGGGCGUCUGGUCCGACUGGCAUUGUUCCUCGUUCAAAGGUGAAUGGUGCAAAAAUUAAAAAAAAACAAGGGGUGCCUAAAGAAUAAUUGUGGCAUUUGAUAAUCUGUUUUUAAAGAAUAAAAUUUCUCUAAAAAAUAAGUGUAGCGUUUGGAUAAUAUUGAUAAUUUUUAGGGGGCAUUCUUU